Verticillium dahliae VdLs.17 is the source of this 828-nucleotide messenger RNA. RefSeq names its product threonine dehydratase catabolic. The record is from RefSeq and is a predicted model, not a curated record. Gene Ontology annotation, molecular function: L-serine ammonia-lyase activity; threonine deaminase activity. The coding region runs from base 1 to 828 and encodes 275 amino acids. The transcript has 3 exons. Gene Ontology annotation, biological process: L-serine catabolic process; L-threonine catabolic process. Lineage: Eukaryota; Fungi; Ascomycota; Sordariomycetes; Glomerellales; Plectosphaerellaceae.
AUGUCCGUCACGCCGCUCGAAAUCGCUGCCAGUGCUGUCCAAGCAAGGCAGCACAUCCGCCAGCACAUCUACCAGACGCCUCUCAUCCCAGCAAAGAAAACAGGCAUCAAGCAUGGCGCCAGAGUCUUCUUCAAGGCUGAGAAUUUCCAGCUCACCGUGUCGUUUAAACUACGAGGGGCCAUGUCCAAGAUGUCGAAUCACACCGGCAACAAGCCCUUGAUCACGGCAUCAUCGGGCAACCACGGUAUCGGCUCCGCACAGGCUGCGAGUGUCCUGCACAAGUCUCUCACCGUCGUCCUUCCAGAACAGCCGUCCCUUCCAAACGAAAGAAGAUUGAGUCGUUUGGCGUCGAGGUCAUCAUCCACGGCACAGAAGCGGGACAGGCGGAGCAGCAUGCACAGAAGCUCGCCGCGUCCGGCCAGUCCACCAGGCCAGGCCACAAUUGGUCUCGAGAUUCUGGAGCAGUGCGACCACGUAGACAAUGCCUUCGUCUCCAUGGGGGGGCGAUGGGCUCAUCAGUGGUAUCGGACGUAUCAUCUGCCGACGCUGGCCGAAGGUGUUGCUGGCGGGAUAGACGAGGACAGCACCACCUUUCCGUUGGCGUCGGCAGUGGUGGAUCAGGUCAUCGAAUGUAAUCAGGUGGAAAUUGCUGCGGCCUUGAGGAGCAUUGCGCAUGAUGAGACUAUGAUAGUUGAAGGGUCUGACGGUUUGGCUCUGGCGGGCUUCGACAAGGUUGCGCAUCAACUUGGGGCCGAGACGAGCAUCGUCCUUUUGUGCGGUGCAAAUAUCGACGGCAACACUAUCAAGGAGGUUCUGUACGGCAGUUGA